Dissoconium aciculare CBS 342.82 is the source of this 771-nucleotide messenger RNA. RefSeq lists its product as uncharacterized. Lineage: Eukaryota; Fungi; Ascomycota; Dothideomycetes; Mycosphaerellales; Dissoconiaceae. Bases 1 to 642 code for a protein of 213 amino acids. The transcript has 2 exons. The record is from RefSeq and is a predicted model, not a curated record.
AUGGCUAAACGCUCGGUCUACCUAGCCAAAUGCCGCACCACUGCCAGCCAGCGUGCACAUUUUGCCAUAUUCAUCCCAAACGUUAUUUGCGAUCGACAUGAUCUAGCGACAAGCUUCAAGACGGCGCCCUGCCAUAGAUGCGUCAUUCACGUAGGUGGCGAACCUUUGAUGAGUGGAUAUGCCCACGAGUUCAAGCGGAACUACGACUGCGUCACGAUGCACGACAUCCAAGAAUUAGUGUUCCUCAGCUAUGUCAACGAGGCGAAUAUCUUUGAGCCAACGAAUUCAACGUUCUGCCGAGAGGGAACUCCUCGAGCAAGACUGGAGCGAGAAGCUCUUCUGGUCAAUCCGCCUCCACGGGGUCAGAACCUCCGAGUUCCAAUCGACGGAAUCCUUGCUAGGAGAUGCCAAGAGUGGACAAUCGAUUACAUCAAGAGACUCGUCGCCCAAUCCCUCAUUUGCGAGGAUGCCUCAGGUAUUGCCCAAAGCCAUCGCGAUCCGCCCACUCAUGGUAUCUUUGGUUUCAAAUCUACAGAAGCGAGAUCACCAGGAUCUGCUCAAGCGAGGAACCAGGAGGCAGGGGUGCUCCAAGCAUUGCAUCGCACAAUGGAGGAGCACGUCGAGGCGGGGAAGGACAUUUGAUCCAGGGUCCUCACCGAAUCCAAAUGCGAUAUGGAGUGCAGACUUUGAGUUGGAAGGCUUCAUAAAUGGCAACAUCUCAUGCACAUAGACACAGUUCAUGCAGAAUGUUCUUGGCUCUCGUGUCUGAAG